UCGCACCAUGGCCAACAUCAAGCGCACUACCGCCCAGCUCCAACUGGCACUCAUCUCCGUGGCGCUCGCCGGUGCCGCCGCCACCACGCACCUCCGGUUCUAAAUGCACGACACGGUGACGGCGUCACCUGGGAGCCCCGCGACGGUGGUGCCGGUGGCAAGGGGCACGACGCCGCUGCCGGGCGACCCCACCACCCGCUUCGGCGACAUGUACGUGGUCGACGACCCGCUGACGGAGGGCCCCGGCGUGGCGUCGCCGGCCGUGGGGCGCGCGCAGGGGUUCUACCUCUUCGCGGCCCAGCACGAGCUGGCGGUGAUGCACUGCCUCACCAUGGUGUUCACGGCGGGGGGGCACAACGGCAGCUACAUCGUCGUCCAGGCCAGGGACGCCGUCCUUGACAAGGUCCGGGAGCUGCCGCUGCCGGUCGUCGGCGGGGCCGGCAGGUUCCGCAGCGCCACCGGGUAUGGCUUGCUCAGGACGCACUCCUUCAACCCAAGCAACAAAAACGCCGUGCUCAGGAUCGACAUGUACCUGAGCGUGUAGCCGGACGUUAUUUAGGAGUUUCUUUCAGCAAUAAUAUACUGCCGUGCGAGUGUGCGAAAGUCAUGGUGCCGUGUAUUAAAUUCUAAAGGCUCUAUUUUUGUGAA
Molecule: messenger RNA, 648 nt
Organism: Panicum hallii
Lineage: Eukaryota; Viridiplantae; Streptophyta; Magnoliopsida; Poales; Poaceae
Product: dirigent protein 21-like
Exons: 1
Coding region: 104-544 (146 amino acids)
Source: RefSeq, a predicted model, not a curated record